This is a messenger RNA of Zychaea mexicana, 603 nucleotides long. RefSeq lists its product as uncharacterized. NCBI's taxonomy places the organism in Eukaryota, Fungi, Mucoromycota, Mucoromycetes, Mucorales, Lichtheimiaceae. Gene Ontology annotation, biological process: response to oxidative stress. The transcript has 2 exons. The coding region runs from base 30 to 404 and encodes 124 amino acids. The record is from RefSeq and is a predicted model, not a curated record.
AAUAAAACCUCUUUGCAACUACAUACAAAAUGGCAGCAGUCUUUGGUGUCUCCGCAUUCGCAGAAACCACCCGUUCGUCUAAAACGGCAGCUGAGGCUACUCGACGCGCUCUUUCUCUCUACAGAAAGUUUCAGAAAUCGGUCCCCGAAAUCCAGAAACUGCACGAAUUGGAUAUCCCCACCGCCGCUUUGCGUGCCAAGAUUCGUGAAGAAUUCGAAAAAAACCGUCAUGUCAAAGAUCUCCAAAUCCGUGAUGUGUUGAUCUCGAAGGGCCAAAUGGAAUAUCAAGAAACCAUCAACGUGUGGAAGCAGCAAACGCAUAUCUACCGUUACUUUGCAGAGGAAGAAGCAACACCAAAGCCAACUACGUUCUUAGACAAGUUCUAUGAAGGUCGCUCAUCGUAAUUAUUAUUAGCGUAUACACACAACAGCAAUAAUAUGAGCAGUAGCAGCAGCAAGGAUCUACAAGCCAAACUACAACAACAAAUACAACGCACUUUUUUUAGAAGCAAUGACGAUAUCACAAAAAAAGCGGCUUUAGACGACGAUUGAUAUUCUCCCGAAGAAUAGGAGACGGGAGGAUGGGGUUCAUGGUGUGGUGUGU